UAGGAAAACUGCAUGUGUUGUUGGUCCUUCUGCUGAACCUACUGCUCCACGGGAUCGUAGCGCCACUCAUGCUUCUAACCGCAAAUGGUCAGAAGAGGCUAAUAGAGGAAGGGGUAGAGGAAGGGGUAGGAAUGCUGAACAAGAGCCUGCUAUACAGGAUCAGCAGGAUGAUGAGAUUAUGGUUAAAACGUUUGUUGUCAUUGUUUUUUAAUAAUUAGCAUCAUACUUUGGCAUUUUCUCUUUUGCAGUCAUGGGUGUUUGCCCACUUUCUCGGAUCCUUGUUUGAGCGCAGGGACAACCCUGCCUACACGCCAGACAGGCCCGUUGCACUAUCUUGGGAGGCGCUUCAAGGGACUACUGAGGUUGCGCAGAAGAGGAUGAACCUGGACACGUUUCCGGCCAGUUCUGUGAUUUGGAGACCUUAUGUAGAGCAUUAUGCUCACUGGCCCUUCCCUCAGGUUGCCUUGUAUAGGGGAUUUAUCAGGCAUGCCGGGAUGAUAUUCCCAUACCUCCCAGAUCGAGUCAUCAGGCAGUUUGUCAGGAUCCAGUAUGUGCCAGAUCCCCCACCAUCGUCAGUUACGUGCCGGGAGUGUGAUCGUCGAUUUGCGCACUGGAAUGAUCACAUUUUCCAUCUGUCGGAAGAAGCUGCUUUCCCUUUUCAGACCACUGGUGAAUACACUCCUUGGUAUAUCAAGGUCUCACACCCUUACAUGGUCCCAAAUGAGUACAAAGUCGACCGCUUCGCAUUUCUAGAGAGCCAGUUUGCGGAGCUUGCGUUGUACUCUGGCAUUGCGGUUGAUCCGACGACAGUUGGAUCGCCCCCACAAGGUUCACCGAUGUGGGAUGCGAUGCACAAUAUGCAUACCAUCAUCGAGGGAGCAGUGCACGGGAGGGGAAGAAAGAUCAGGGGAGGGGACUCGUGAGCUGGGCCUUCAAAUGCUGGGCGUUAGAUUUAGGGACCUUUGUACUUUUAUAUUUAUUAAUGUUUGUUUGUAUGAGUUCGGAUCAUUUAUGUUGUUGGAUAAUGUUGUUUAAUGUUGUUGGA
Molecule: messenger RNA, 1045 nt
Organism: Lotus japonicus
Lineage: Eukaryota; Viridiplantae; Streptophyta; Magnoliopsida; Fabales; Fabaceae
Exons: 2
Coding region: 378-923 (181 amino acids)
Source: RefSeq, a predicted model, not a curated record